This is a messenger RNA of Entelurus aequoreus (snake pipefish), 6958 nucleotides long. RefSeq names its product N-acetyltransferase 16 (gene nat16). Gene Ontology annotation, molecular function: acyltransferase activity, transferring groups other than amino-acyl groups. The transcript is spliced from 8 exons. Lineage: Eukaryota; Metazoa; Chordata; Actinopteri; Syngnathiformes; Syngnathidae. The coding region runs from base 2206 to 3267 and encodes 353 amino acids. The record is from RefSeq and is a predicted model, not a curated record.
GCGGGGCCAGAGCGGCUUGAGCCUCCAGUGUGAGCCAGAGCGGCGCUCGGUUUCUCGUCAGCUCGUCAUCGUGCGUCAGCCGCCGGGAACCAUCCACCAUCCGGUCUCCGACCUCCAGCAUCUAAGGACGCCCGGUGCCGAGCCUCAUCUGCGGCCAUCUGGAGCAUCCCUUCAUCCUAAAUAGAAGUAGGACACCCUACACCACAGAAGAUGGAGGACUGGAGCAAGUGUUAGAUGCCGAGGGGGCUUAUUGGACUAAGAUAUACAUGCUUUAUAUAGCGAUACAAAUGGUAUAUUUCUCUGCUUAAUUGGCGUUGGUCACAAACGAGCGCAUUCUUCCAUGAUUGAGACUUGACGAAUAGACACUGGAUUCAAGCUUGGAGAUUCUGAUCCUUGACGUGUUCAUGAAGAAAGGAGUCCUGCAUGGGAGCAGAUGCAAUUUUGGCACCCAGUAAACAAAACCAACACAAACAAUCACCUGGAACCUCCUCUUCUUCCCUAAAAUGCCAUUUGAAGCUGAAGGAGUGAUGCCAGAAAACAGCCCAAAUGGAUCAAACCAUCAAAUGUCCUUAUGGGUGACCAAAAAGGAUGAAGAACUUUCUAACGGAAUAACUAGGACACUACCUUGGACAAAUCCAAUCAAAGUCAGAAAACACUUUUGAUGAUCUCAAGCCACGAAGUCAGUAAAUGCACCAUGAGUUGACAUUCAGUGGCACCAGGCAAGGCCUGGAUGCAGGUGACGUGUUUGCUGUCGAGACACGCUCUUCUGUGAACACAACAUUGUUUUUUGACAUUAAAUCAUUUCAUCACUGAAUUGCUUGUUUUUUAUAUCCAUUUUGUUCAAUGUAUUUCUUAGCAAUAUCUGACUUUAGGCGAUGCAAAGUGCCAAGAUAUCAAAACACAUUUAGCAACUGAAGCGUACAUACAGUACUAAUUUGUAUUUGUUGACCACAGUUGUUAUAGCACAUCAUGCAGCUGGUGUGUUGAAAGCGUUCAUCCUAUUAAAUAGCCUGCAGCAGUAUUGGUCUUUGCUACACAUGGACAUUAUUGAUUGAUGUUAAGCUAAUGUUCAGGUCACUUUCACUGGACUUUCAUAUUCACUGUGUUCAAGCUUUCCAAACCAUGCUAAAUAAGCCAUAAAGGAUUUGUUCCUCUUUUUUACUACAUACAGUAUAGAACAGUGGAACCCGCUUAUAACUACAACCCUUCUAUGUCCCGGUCAACUGUAUUCUUGUUAGUAACAAGUGCUUGCUUAAGUCAGUGUCGCCAUACAUACAGUACAUGGUCAACCACAUUUGUUGGCAUUAAAUGUGACAGAAAUACAGAUUGUUAUACGUCAACAUGUGCUGUAGCAUUAUCUUCAUUAUUGCUAAGCAGAAUGAAAUGACAACAGACACAUAACUUUCGAGGAAAACAGUAUUAAAACGUGCACAAUUAAUUUCCUCUUGAGUAAAAAGUAAGCUUCAAAAUAAAAAUAUGGCAGUAUUAACCUGCCUUCUAUGCUUGUUAGCCACUGGAAGAAAGAUUUGAGCAGGUACCAUUGAUUUAUUGUCAUUUUAGUCACACACACAGUUUCCACAGCAGCUGUUAAAUAGGAGUAUAAAAUACCAUAUGAAUCAAAACAAAAAAUAGGCACAAAUCUCAACAAGAUGCCAUAGGUUAAAUUUUUUUUAUUUAUCAUUCAUUCUUCAUAUGUCUCUGACCAAAGUCAUAAGUAAAGCAAUGGUUAGUUUCGGUUUCAGUCGACAAUUGCUUAUGUCGACAUCAGUGCGUCGAGUAAGCGGGUUCCACUGUAAGCGUCCUUGUAGAAACUGCUCACAAGGACCAACCAAGGAAAGGGCGGCCAUCUUUUAAUACCACUAAAUCAAGAGGCACAAUUUUCCCUGACCUCUGUCUGAAUAAUGUCUCGCUACAAGGUGCCGUUUAUCACUAUCCAUGAAGGUCACUGCAGUCAUCUUUGCACUCUUUGAUUUGUGUUUUCAUGGCAAAAAUCACAGAGAUCUACCAACUAAUCAUUCUGUGGUACCUUUGUGUCAAUGGUUUGUUUCAUGUAUAGGAUCGCGUGUGGGGGAAAAAAUGACAUGGAGCCUUCUGUGGCGCUAUGCUUAUGUGUUAGCGUCAGCGUGGAGCCUUCGGGCGUCAAGCCACAGGAGCCGAUUCCAGGAUGUCCCUCCCUCUCCGGAGACAUGAUUCAUUUUGGUGUCCAUGUUCUCAGCACCUUACCGACAGGAUAAUCUACUCAAGACAUGUUGUUUCAUGAUGAAGAUCGAUACCAGCCUAAUCACAGCCCAGCUGCCUGAGGCCCUGUCCCAGGCAGGCCUUCAGUUUACCGUGGCCACUGAGGAGGACUUUGACGACAUCAUGGCUAUGAGCCAGGAUAUCUACGGAGGCCUCGACUAUCUGCCCACGAGAUACACCAGCUGGCUGCAGGAAAGCAACCGCACAGUCAUACUGGCACGCAAACAAGGGAAAGUGAUCGCUCUGGAGUCGGUGUGUGUGAUUGACAAUGGGCAAACCAUGCUGGUCGAGGGUCUUCGCGUGGCCCCCCAAGAGCGGGGAAAAGGCGUGGCCGGAGUCCUGCUACGCUUUUGCUCUGAGCUCGUCAAAUCGAAAUAUCCAGAGGUCAAAGUGAGCCGCCUGACACGUGAUGACCAACUCAGACCCAAGGACUUCCAGAAGUAUCGCAUCAUAACCAAACAGGGCAUCCUGCUGAUGCGUUUCCGAGCCGAAGACCUCAAGCUUCGUUUGUCUGAUCUUGGUGGACAGAUGCAGGCACCGCUGUCCUCCUUCUUCUCAAACGGUCCUCCCAUACGCCUGGACAACAACGCCAUUUAUCAGCUGUAUUUGACCACUGACCUGAUGCAGGGGGUCCUCCCGAACGCUACCAUCAUCCAAGACUGGCAGCCAUUCAAACUUCUGCCCACUAACAUGGCCAUCCUGAUGAAGAAGGACAUUGACUGGAUGGUGGACGACGCCUCCAACCCUACCGUGGGCAGCCUGUGCACUUUCCCUUUCAGGGUCCCCAUUGGAGAUGAUUGGUAUUAUCUCAACAUCGACAUGUUCGGCAAAGACCUGGACCUGGUGCGCCAGCAGUUCCUGUGCCACCUGCAGCGCCACACUGCAACACUGAAGGGUCACGUGAUGUGCCAGAUGUUCCUGGACCCGCCCCUCUGGAAGCCCAUGGCCGACUUUUGCCACGACACUCUGAGCGUGGAGCUGGUGAAGGAAUACACGGAGCAAUGCGUGGUGGAGUCCGAUGUCAUGUAGUCACCAGCAAGGAGGCAAAGGACACAGCUCGAUUAGAAGACGAGCCAAAGCGACUAACCAUACUACAUUUGUGAGAUUAGAAUACUGUCAAUCAUUCUAUACUCAGAGUUUGAAGCAUGAGCUGUUAUUAUUUUUGAAAAACUGACAGGAGUUCCGAAAUACUUUCUAAAACAAGAUUUUUGAUAGAAUUGGUUGAUAAUUCCUACGCUGAGUCCAUUCCUAAUACAUUGAGCUCAUAUUCAGAUUCAAAGUCAUGGACCACAGGGCUUCUCAAAUCGUACUGUACAACGAAGUGAAGGUUAGGGAGUAGUGAUGUAACCUAAAAAGCUCUUUUUUGAAGAGACAAAUAACCCUUUGGGCAUUUCAAACCUUGCUGCUGUUUGCCGUAAAUACGAGACAGCUGAGUUUGCUUAGAACAUCUGCACAACUCUGAAAGCACUUUAAAUUGACAAAUACCUGCUGUGGUUAAGUUGGAAUGGGAGAAGACAAAAUAUAUCAAGAACAAGCUCAUCAUCCUUCAGGCGAAAUCAUCGGUCAUCUGUCUUUGUUAGUCUAUUUCGUCUCAUUUUAAAACAGUAUCCGAAAUAUACUGUACUAUUUUUGCAGAAAAAAACUUUCUGAGCUGUGGGUGGUUUUUGUUUGUUUUGAGAUGGAUAACAUAAUGUCUAACUAUUGUACAUGCUAAUGCUUGAACAGGCUCAACAGUAUGAAAAUAGCUACAAAUAUGCUGCAAUUCAACGAUUACUAAUAGUGUUACUGGAACGUUUACAUACUCGUGAAGUUGUUUUAAAAUCUGCGUACCUCAAAUAUGUUGUUCCAGAAAGCACUUUAUUAAAGAGUGAGGAUAACUCAAUACAAUAUGUCUUCAAUAUAACAUUAUAGUUUUAGUAGCUAAUCAUUGCAACAUGAUAGAAUUGCAUAUUUAUAUUAAAAUCAAAUACUGCAUAUGCGGUCGUACAAUGGCCGACAGGGGCAAACGAACAGCAACGUCAAAACGUUUCAAAUCCACAAAUGAUCCAAAACCAAAAACUCACAGAAAAAAAAACUGGGAAAAUGCUGCAAUCACAUAAACGCUGCAGGAUCAAAAAACAAAUGCUAAAUAAAAAAAGAUGCAAUUGCGUAAAACUGUCAUUCUCAAAAAAGUUUCACCAAGUACCACCUUAGCAAAAAUCUGGCUCAUCAUGUACCACUAUAAUGACCAACAUUAAAAUACAGUAGCAUAGUAAGCCUGAGUAUUAAUUAAGAGUAUAGGUUUUAUUUAACAAGUACAUUUAAUAUUUUGGCCACUGUAACAUUACACACAGGUGGAACACUCUAUAUGAAUAUAGGGGGGAAAAUCUGUGUGCUUUAAUCAAAUAAUUAUUUGACGUACCGCUGGAUAGAGCCCACGUACUACUAGUGGUACACGUACCACAGUUUGAGAAUAUCUGUUCUAAAAAACACACAACCCCCCAAAACAUCUGCUUGAGAGAACUGUUGCAAUUUCAUGUAACCAAACAGACGUUAGCCAGACUACCAGCAACUCCAGACCUGAGAGAUAUCUCAAAAUGUAUAUUUUACAGUAUUAUAGAGCAAUCUAUUUUUACAACUAAGUAUUUACCAGUGAGAUUAUAGGAACAUUUUACAUUAAUCUGAGAGAGGGAUAUCCCUCAAGUCUGCCGUACAAGGCAGCCUCUUAAUUACAUGUAGAUCACGCGCUGUGCACCCCCCACAAAUUGUGGGGUCCCUGUUUUGCGUUAAUUUGCGCAUGUAAAAUGUCAAUUAAUUAAUUACAGGGCGCUCCAUAUGAAAUUCUACUUCAAACAUGUUCCGAGCCUCUUUCCGCUCUGUCAUUGAUAAAGAAAUAAUGGCAAAUUUCCACAGAUAUUCUCAUUUGUUAUUUUGCACAAAAUGUUUUAUUACUGAGACAAUUUAUUUUCCAUGAAUUUGUUGUAGUACACAACAUGCAUCAAAUUAGUUUGAUUAAAAAAGAUAAAAAUCUUUUCACAUUAAAAAAAAGUUUGUUUUUUUUGUAAUAAGAGGGUGGCCUCAAAAUAAAUUCUGCUUCGGGUCCCAAUUUAGCCAGGGGCCGCCCUGCUGCCAUGCCUGGUAGCCUGGCUAACUUCCUGGUAGUCUGGCAAGCUUUCUUUUGUUUGGUAAAGUUGCACCAUUGUUGCAUUUGUUUUUGAUCCUGAAGUUUUAAUGCAAUUGCAGCAAUUUUAAUGAGCAUGUGUUUAAUGUUGUUGGUUUGUUUUUUGGUUUUGGAUCACUUCUGUGUUUGAAUGGUUCGGUCACCAUGAGUUUCACCGUCAAAUACAAUAGGAUAACAGCAGUUUGCUUCAGAACUGAUAUGAAUGAUAAUUUUUGUUGUCCAAUGCUAUUUUUUUGUAUAUACACUCCAUUGUGCUAUAUACUGAUUUUAAUUAUGACAACCAAUAUUGUCAAGUCAAAGCCCAGGGAGCCUAAUAAUAGUUUGUUUUUAACCAAAGAAAGUUGCAAAUUAUCUCAAGCAUUGCCCUAAUGUUUGCUGCCAUUUGUCCAUCCAUUCAAACAAUACACAACAACACAACAACACACCCUGAAUACAGUCCUGAAUAUAUAGCAGCUGACUUCUUGGAUUUAACUGCUGGAUUUUAUUUUUUAUCUCACAACCAAACACAGCAUCUGUUUGAAGAUGAACCCCUCAACUUCUUAUAUUUUUUCUGGGGUCUUAAUUCUAUAUGUAACAAAUGUAAAUAGUGUAUGUUGUGCUGGAAAGCCGCAGCCUCAUGUUAUUAUUUUGGUUCUGGUAGGAAACCUUCAGAGCAUGUGGCAUCUUUUUUUUUAAAGAAUAAAACAUUCUAUUUUUACUGUAAAUUUUACAUUGAUCUCCUGUCACUUGUAGAACCAUGUCAACAACGUGUUUGUCAGAUCACUAUUAUUCAAGGAACUUUAUUGUCAGAACAUUUUCAUUGGAAUAAGAUUUGUAUCGAUGUAUUUGUGCAAAACUUGAGAGAGCAGGUGAAGAACACUUAACUUUUAUGCAUGCUUGGGAAGUGCCAUAAGCCACUACUGCUAAUCCAUUAAUGUGUCAAGAAAAAAACAAUACAACAAAAAACAGCAAAUCAUCUUCAGGUUUAAAUUCAAAUUUCAUUGAAUGUGACACUGACACUGAAAUACGGCGCUUUGCAGUUUGGACUGUGUUUUUUAACAAAUGCCUGUACAAGCCAUUGACUUCAUGCAGUAGGUGAAUGAGCAUGCACUUUAGUAGUCAGUGGCAAUAAUUGCCAAGUAGCAUCCUUACCUUCGCCCUGUUGAGAUGUUUUACAAUCAAUCAAGGCAGUGUGUCAUCCUAAAAAAACAAGAACAGGAUACAAUGUAAAGGCUGUCAGACAGAGAGAGACGCUAAUACAUUUAGAAAACUAGUUUUUAAGGCUUUUAGUGAGCUUCUAUUUUUGUGAAACCCCUUUGCUGCUCACAUUGUCCUUUUUUUUUAACAUGAUUAUUAGCAGACUGGCUUGUGUUACAUGCAAAUUAUAAUCACUACUAGACUAGUGGAGCGAGAAAUAUGUAUUUUUUUUCUGUGUACAUUCAAACCUUCUGUGUGCUUGUAAUGUAGUGAUUGAUUCAUCUUGGCAUUGACUGCUAAUGCAUUGGACCUCCAACAAAGGGAGGCGGGGGAGACAUGAACAAAGCUUCCUUAUUUAAUGUCUUAGUAAAGACGACUAACGUG